AUGUCCACCACCAGUUUGGAAGAUAUUAUGAAGGCGAACAAUUCGUCGCUGGUCACGACACCUUCGGGGACGGUGCAGACAGAGUCGACCAAGUGCGGCGGAAGUUACGGUGAUCCGUCGUCCCCUUCCUCGGACGUGCUGGAGGAUGGUGCCCGGUGUGCGGUGGUGGGACACGAGGAGGCUGACGAUCCUUCGGUGCCCGCUUCCCGAUCGUACCACUGCGGUUGGUUUGGAUUGCGUCCGAAAUGGAUGGAAGUGUUCAUGACUCCAAAGUGGGCCCUGUUUUGGCUCUGCUGGGCAGGGGCCGUGCAAGGUCUGGUAGUCAACGGUUUCAUCAACGUCGUCAUCACGACCAUCGAGCGACGGUUCGGGUUGCGCUCGACUCAAACGGGGCUCGUGGCGAGCGGCUACGACAUCGCGUCCUUCCUGUGUCUGGUGCCGGUGUCGUACUUCGGCGGUCGCCUCGGAGCCUCCAAACCACGCUGGAUCGGGUGGGGUGUGGCGGUGAUGGGCCUCGGUGCGUUCGUCUUCGCCCUGCCCCACUUCCUCGUCGGGCAGUACCGGGCGACCAAUUCGGACCAGAAUGUGUGCAGCGUCCUAGCGGUGGCCCUCGCCACCAACGGAUCGAGCCCUGGCUCGGUGGAGGCACUAGUGGAGGGAUGUCAUAACUCGGGCUUGCCGUUGGCGAACGGUGGACAAGCUGCUUCGACGGACAGCGAAAACUUGUCCUGGAACGUCUGGUUCUUCUUCACCGCCCAACUCCUUCUCGGUGCCGGUGCAUCCCCGCUCUACACGCUCGGCGUAACGUACAUCGAUGAGAAUGUUUCGAAAAAAAUGUCCUCCGUCUAUCUCGGUAUCUACUACACGAUGGCAGUUGUAGGACCAGCUGCCGGCUACGUAAUUGGUGGCCAGUUACUGCUAUUCUACACGGACAUGUUCGUCGUCGAUGCCAGCACGUUGGGACUAACGCCGCACAGCAAGGUAUGGGUUGGAGCUUGGUGGAUCGGAUUCGUGUUCAUGGCAGCAUUCUGCCUCCUGCUGGCCAUUCCCAUACUGGCGUACCCGUCCGCCCUGCCCGGUUCGGAGAAGCUGCAGAAAGUGUCCGAAGCGCAUCGUGGCGAUGAAGAGGAUGCCGACGGUGAGCGGCGCCAGGAAGCGUUCACCAAGAUCAAACAGAUACCUCGGGCCCUGGUAGCGUUGCUGAAGAAUCCGACAUUCUUCUUCCUCAACUUGGCGGGGGCCUCCGAAGGGCUGGUUAUCUCCGGGUUUGCCGUGUUCCUGCCGAAGCUGAUCGAGAACCAGUUCAGUGUGACUGCGGUUUGGUCGGCACUUUUGAUGGGAAUUAUAACAGUUCCAGCCGGUGGUGGAGGAACGUUUCUUGGAGGGUACCUCGUGAAGAAACUACACCUUUCCUGUUCUGGAAUCAUCAAAUUCUGUUUGUUUGCAACCAUCUUUGCCGCCCUUUUUACCGUUUGCUUUUUCCUGUCCUGUCCGAAUCUAACGUUCGCCGGAGUAACGGCGUCCUACUUCCCGCAUGAAAAUCUCGAAGGUCCUCACGCGCAUACGACAGAAUACCGGGAUCUUUACUACCUUCCGAAGAACCUGGACAACGCCUGCAACGAUCGGUGUGCUUGUAGCCGUCGAAACUACGAACCGAUCUGUGGGGCGGACGGGGUCAUGUACUACUCGCCUUGUCAUGCCGGAUGUGGCGAAGAGAUCAACCUCGAGAACGCCAAGGUGUACCGAGAUUGUACGUGCAUUAAUGCAACAUUUCAUAGCGAAUCUCCAUCGGCUCUUUACGGGAGCUACGAUGCGGUCAACACCAUGUGCCAAUCGCAGUGUGGCCACUUGUGGAUGUUUGUCGUCCUUUGCUUCCUGGUAAUGUUCUUCACCUUCCUGGCGACGAUGCCGGCCCUAUCAGCGACGCUUCGCUGCGUUCACGACGACCAACGCUCGUUUGCGCUCGGCAUCCAAUGGAUCAAGGUGCGGGUGCUGGGUACCAUUCCGGCGCCAAUGAUCUUCGGACGGCUGAUCGACGAAACGUGCAUUCUGUGGCAGGAGUCGGGCUGCGAAGACCAUGGUGCAUGUUUGGUUUAUGAUAACGCCUUCAUGAGCAAGUACAUGCUUCUUUUGGCUCUUAUCGGGAAGGCGUGCUCGAUACUGUUCUUCUUUGGUGCCUGGUUCUACUACAUCCCGCCCAAAUCCGUCGCUAACGAUGACACCAAGGACCGUAAGAAACUCACCUCCAACGGGCACAUCAAUCCGAACGCAGCGGUGGAAAAGUAUUGAAGGACGAUAACGACGGAAAUGUUUUGCUCAAAAGUCAUUCACCAAAUAAGCAUAACAGAAGUCAUACGUAUUGUUAAGUGUCGUAUCUCCCAUUUUGUAUUGUGUUUGCUGCCAUAUGUAUUAACGGACAAGAUAGUAUUAGCACUGCAGGGCAUUUAAGAUCGCAGAUAGAUUUGUUAGCAUAAGUUUUCCUAUUUACCGACCGACGUUUCUCAGGAUGGACUGAACCAUGUGCUACGUUGUAUUUAAGCAAAAUCUCAGUAUUUUUCCUACAUUCGUUAACGUAGCGACGAUUA
This is a messenger RNA of Anopheles coustani, 2585 nucleotides long. It is a transcript of the gene Oatp26F, whose product is annotated as solute carrier organic anion transporter family member 4A1. Gene Ontology annotation, biological process: transmembrane transport; sodium-independent organic anion transport. The transcript is spliced from 7 exons. NCBI's taxonomy places the organism in Eukaryota, Metazoa, Arthropoda, Insecta, Diptera, Culicidae. The record is from RefSeq and is a predicted model, not a curated record. Bases 1 to 2289 code for a protein of 762 amino acids. Gene Ontology annotation, cellular component: membrane. Gene Ontology annotation, molecular function: protein binding.